GGGGCUACCGGCUGCGGGGAUUUCCUGAGCCACCAUGUCCGCCAGGAACAACAACAAGCUGCCCAGCAACCUCCCGCAGUUGCAGAACCUGAUCAAGCGGGACCCGCCGGCCUACAUCGAAGAGUUUCUACAGCAGUAUAAUCACUACAAAUCCAAUGUGGAGAUUUUCAAAUUACAACCAAAUAAACCCAGCAAAGAACUGGCUGAGCUGGUGAUGUUUAUGGCACAGAUUGGACACUGCUACCCAGAACAGCUCAGUAGCUUUCCUCAGGAACUGAAAGAUCUGCUCUCCUACAAUCACACUGUCUUGGAUUCUGAUCUUCGAAUGACAUUUUGCAAAGCUUUGAUCUUACUGAGAAACAAGAAUCUCAUCAACCCAUCGAGUUUGCUCGAGCUCUUCUUUGAACUUCUGCGCUGCCAUGAUAAGCUUCUGCGAAAGACUUUGUACACUCACAUUGUGACUGAUAUCAAGAACAUCAAUGCAAAACACAAGAACAAUAAAGUGAAUGUAGUGCUGCAAAACUUCAUGUACACCAUGCUAAGGGACAGCAGUGCAACGGCAGCUAAGAUCUCCUUGGAUGUGAUGAUUGAGCUCUACAGGAGAAACAUCUGGAAUGAUGCCAAAACUGUCAACGUUAUCACAACUGCAUGCUUCUCUCCGGUCACCAAGAUCCUGGUGGCUGCUCUGACAUUCUUCCUCGGGAAAGAUGAGCAGGAGAAGCAGGACAGCGACUCGGACUCGGAGGAUGAAGGGCCAACCGCGAGAGACCUCCUCGUGCAGUACGCCACGGGGAAGAAAAGCUCCAAGCACAAGAAGAAACUGGAGAAGGCCAUGAAGGUGCUCAAGAAACAAAAGAAGAAGAAGAAACCGGAGGUGUUUAACUUCUCAGCCAUUCACUUGAUUCAUGAUCCCCAAGAUUUUGCUGAAAAACUACUGAAACAACUCGAGAGCUCCAAGGAGAGAUUUGAAGUGAAGAUGAUGCUCAUGAACCUUAUCUCCAGAUUGGUGGGAAUUCAUGAGCUCUUCCUCUUUAACUUCUAUCCCUUCGUUCAAAGGUUUCUGCAGCCCCACCAGAGAGAAGUCACAAAGAUCCUUCUGUUUGCUGCACAAGCCUCUCAUCACCUGGUUCCCCCGGAGAUCAUUCAGUCAUUGCUCAUGACGGUGGCCAACAAUUUUGUCACUGACAAGAACUCUGGAGAAGUUAUGACCGUAGGAAUCAAUGCCAUCAAAGAGAUAACAGCUCGAUGUCCCCUAGCCAUGACUGAAGAACUUCUCCAAGACCUGGCUCAGUAUAAAACACACAAAGAU
Echinops telfairi (small Madagascar hedgehog) is the source of this 1309-nucleotide messenger RNA. RefSeq names its product protein SDA1 homolog. The transcript has a single exon. Gene Ontology annotation, biological process: ribosomal large subunit biogenesis; ribosomal large subunit export from nucleus. The annotation marks the transcript as partial. The record is from RefSeq and is a predicted model, not a curated record. Gene Ontology annotation, cellular component: nucleolus. Lineage: Eukaryota; Metazoa; Chordata; Mammalia; Afrosoricida; Tenrecidae.